AAACUCAAUGAAGCCGUCCUUCAAACCAAACUCUACACUCAUCAGAGCCGCAUUGAAUGGUGUCUGAAGAAAUAAAUACCGAGAUCUGGAAUAGAUGCAUUAGAAAACUGCAACCAGUAUCCAUUUACACCCAGAACAGGACAGACUAACUGAUCUUCCAGAUCAACUACGGGACUCAAAUCAUCUUUCUCAUCCAAGGAACCACCUGAACCAGAGGGAUAAUUCACAACUAUUAAAAUAUAUUUUAAAAAGCUUGGAUAUAAUGCUUUUCUUUCCAGGAUCUACCAAGGAAAUCUACCAAUUUCACUCUCUUUUUGCAUGAAACUUGCUGCAUAUUGGAGACUGGUUCCAGCUGAUACCUGCUCUUGCACUCCUAACCAUGCCUGGCGUCAAAGGUUGCUCAACUGCCUCCAUGCAUUGCCUCCCUUUCCUCCUGCUCCUUUUAGGGCUUUUCUCUGGGGAUGCCAGUCCCAUAAGUUCCCCAGAGAGGCACAGAAUUGCCCCUGGGCUUGAUGAUGGCCGUGGAGGGAUUGUUGAUCCUUCUCUUCUAGAGCAGGACAGUGAGAUGGAUAUGCAAAAUCUGCUGGAGACUCUACGGGGACAGUUCCUCCGGACCUUCAACCUGUCAGGACAUGGACCCCCCUUGCAGCCUGGGGCACCCCGAGUGCAGCCUCCAGAAUACAUGUUGGAAUUAUACAACCGGUUUGCUAAUGACCGAACAUCCAUGCCAUCUGCAAACAUUGUACGCAGCUUCAAAAAUGAAGAGUACACCCCAAGCAAUUUGGGUCCCAAUGGUGUGAGACGACACCCCCUCCUUUUCAACGUUUCCAUCCCAAAUCAUGAGAGGGUUAUGGCUGCUGAGCUCCGUCUCUACACCCUCAUCCAGAUCGACAGGCACCUGUAUGCUGGUGUCGACCGGACGGUGACCGUUUAUGAAGUAGUUCAGCGGAAUGACAGCUGGCCUGAAGAUGGAGAAGAGGAAAAGGUGCAGCUAGUGGAGUUAGCAUCACGGCAGGUUUAUGGCACGGACAAUGGCUGGGAGACUUUUGACAUAACUGUUGCCAUGCAACACUGGCGCAGGUCCAAUUAUGGCAACACCCACAGGUUGGAGGUUCAUAUUGCAAGUUUAAACUCACAGAAUGGGACAGAGUUUGAAGGGCCUGCCACAGGGGGGGACAUGGAAAUCGAUACCAGUCCAGAAGAGAGGCACAAAUCUCUAAUAAUUGUUUUCUCCAAUGACCAGAGCACGGAUCACAGAGGAGAAAAGCAGGAGUUGAAUGAGAUGAUCAAGCAUGAAAUGCCUGGCACAGGUCUGAAUGACCUGGGGAUUGAACUCAUGGAUCUCUGGGGGUCACUUGGGAGUAUGGGACAAGAAGGGGAUAUGAAAGAAGGGGGACCAGAUGAAGAAGCUCUCCUGCAGAUGCGCUCCAACCUCAUUUAUGACACGGCCUCCAGGAUUCGAAGGAAUGCAAAGGCCAACCAGUGCAAGAAGAGCUCCCUAUAUGUUGAUUUUAAGGACAUUGGUUGGGACUCUUGGAUCUUAGAACCUCAGGGCUAUGAGGCAUAUGAAUGCACAGGAGUCUGUAGUUACCCCCUAACCAAACAUGUCACUCCAACCAAGCAUGCCAUUGUGCAGACUCUGGUCAGCCUUAAAAAUCCAAAGACUGUUUCCAGAGCUUGCUGUGUCCCCACAAAGCUUGACCCUAUCUCACUUCUCUACCUGGAUGAUGCAGGUGUGGUCACCUACCAGUACAAGUUUGAAGGCAUGGUAGUGGCAGAGUGUGGUUGCAGAUAGUCCUCCAAAUCUUUGGUGGGGAAGUUGAAAGGUUUGGUAAAGGGCACUGAGAAAUGGAGACAUUUCUAUGUCUGGGAGGAAAAGAGACUGCAGUUCCAAGUCAAUAGGAUUAACUCAAGACAUAAAAAGUCCCACAGUAAAAGGGUUGUCAAGAACCUUUAAGAACUUUAAGAUGGGGUGAUGCUUUUGUAUUUAACUUUUUCAAAAGGGACAGUAGAAAAGAAAGAAUUUUAAAAAGAAGACCAGAUUUAGUUCUUCUGUAUAUAUUGCCUUCAUGGAGAGUGUACUUGAAGUUAAUUUCAAGAAAAAAAAAGAAAGAUUCGAAGGUCAAAUGUACAACUCAUGAUAACCAUCUAAACAGUCUCUGAACAGGUCAUUCCAAAGUGAGGGGAAAACAAUACAGCAAACCACUAAAUCUACUAAAUAAACUUCAAGAUGACUCCAGCCAGACUCGGAAAGCUGUUGAGGUGUUGCAUUGUAUUUUGAUAUUUUCUGGAUGUGAUAGAGGACCUGAACUACUUAUACCAAAGAUACAUGCCUGACCUUUUCAAUGGCAAUUACAUUUUACAUCAGCAAAGUUCUCUCUCAAUGCAGGUGUCUCAGAAACAUAGAACAUUGGUUUUUGGGGGGAGGGGGCUGAGAACUCUGGAAAAAAAAAAACCCUGCAGGGUCACUCAAUGGAGGCUUGUGCAAACCCCCAGCAUCCAGUCUCUGCAGCAUCAUAUCUACAUCCUUCUCUGCCCUGUGUCAAUACACAGCUUCCUGUGUAGCUGAAAGCAUUUGAUACGGGCCAUCCAAGGCAAAGCAAUAUGGUUAUCUGGGAUGUCUUUGAGGAACGGAAAUGUGUGAAACUAACCAGAAUGAUCUAGCAUGAGAUGGUCUACCGGUCAAUGAGAAAAUAUGAGCGGGAUUCCUGUUUUUGUUUUGCAUGGACACCCUCUGGACAUUCGGGACAUGCAAAAUGUAUGGACCUUGUCCAGGUAUCAGGCAACGAUUGCUAUUUAGAUGUCUAAAAAAGUUCAAAGAACAUUCCUCUGUUUGAUGCGCACAUGGUCACUCAGAUUUAUGUAUUUUAAAGUUUUAUUUAUGUUUUGCUUCUUUGAAUAGUUUGCAUCUUCAUGCCUUACCUCAACACUGUAACUUGCAACAAAAAACCAACAACAACUUUGGAUCACCAACUAUACUAUUAGCUGCAAGAAAGGAGCAGAAGAGCAGAUGGAGGAAGUUGCACACUCUUUCCAAAGUCCAAGGCAGGGCAGACUGCAUCAUAAGGGUUCUGGUGGGUGUGAGGUGGAGGGGUAGAGGUUAUGGGGUUAUCUGCAUUCUGUUGCCUUGCAUGCCGUGAGAACUAAGCUCCCAGGCCUUGAGCAGUCCAUGAUAAGAAGGUGUUGGGGCUGAGAAACAUGCAAGUGACCAUUUCAAGCAACUAGGGCUGUCAAGAUUCCACCGGGCUUAAAUGUUACUUCAACUCCGUGACCCCAAUCUGGUCUCACAUGAAGGAAUUAUUGUCAGUGGACCACGGUUCACAUUCCAUCCUUGCUAUUAUAUAAAAAGUACUAAACUGUAUGAUUGCUCAUGACUGAGGUGGUGAGCUUCAAGAGUAUGUCCUCGGUACCUUUCGCCUGGGGGAACUGAAUUACAGUAUGUACCUUAAAUAAGUGAAAAUGUAUUUUUGCUUACUAAAUACAGUAUAUCUUUAAAAUGCAAAGGCUUAUAGAGGACUAUAGAAACAGAGAUCUGCGCCGUCCAAUGUGUCUUAAGGGCCUUGUUAGUACUGGGACGGGAGACUGUUUGGGAAGACCAGGUCCUGGCACGGGAGGGACUUUGAAUUUGACUUUUUUAAAAUGCAAUACCUUUAAGACUUUCAAUUAUUUAAUGGGUGUACUGUAAUUAUCCCUUAAGGACUAUACAUGUACCUUAAAUAAAAUGUAAAGGUAUACUGCAUUUCAUACGUAGGAUGUAGCCUUGAGAGUCCCACCAAGGUGACAAACUGUGGUACAGUUUGGUACAGUACCUUUCUCUAACUGCAUAGUCACCCUUCAGAUUUCUUCAACAAAUUAGGGAACGAACAGUACAAACAACAACAACAACAACCAUAACAGGAAAUGAUUAGCAUGAUCUUUUGAACAUAGCUAGCUGGUCCACACUAACUUUCAUUAAUAAUUGUAACAUUUUCGGUUUGGGGUAAAAUAUCAUUUUUCAAUGAGAAAAAUAUGUUUAUAUUAGCUACUAGCAGUAUAAAGCACCAACUUUUAUUUGUUUAGCUCUUUUUAAAAAAUAAACCCUGUCACUAAGCAACU
Neoarius graeffei (lesser salmon catfish) is the source of this 4095-nucleotide messenger RNA. RefSeq names its product bone morphogenetic protein 10 (gene bmp10). Gene Ontology annotation, biological process: BMP signaling pathway; SMAD protein signal transduction. Lineage: Eukaryota; Metazoa; Chordata; Actinopteri; Siluriformes; Ariidae. The record is from RefSeq and is a predicted model, not a curated record. Gene Ontology annotation, cellular component: extracellular region. Gene Ontology annotation, molecular function: growth factor activity; cytokine activity. Bases 380 to 1795 code for a protein of 471 amino acids. The transcript is spliced from 2 exons.